Molecule: messenger RNA, 1853 nt
Organism: Cataglyphis hispanica
Lineage: Eukaryota; Metazoa; Arthropoda; Insecta; Hymenoptera; Formicidae
Product: RNA polymerase I-specific transcription initiation factor RRN3-like
Exons: 8
Coding region: 155-1828 (557 amino acids)
Biological process (GO): transcription initiation at RNA polymerase I promoter
Cellular component (GO): nucleus
Molecular function (GO): RNA polymerase I core binding; RNA polymerase I general transcription initiation factor activity
Source: RefSeq, a predicted model, not a curated record
UGUGGCUUGUCACCGGGUGAGUGCAUGGUGGAUAAAAUUCGUUUCUAUGUAGGUUAUUAGUGAAAUAGUAUGCGUUUAAAACAUAAAUAGAUGUGUUUACAGCAAUUGUCGAAAAUUGUGAAUAUUAUAUAGAGUGAAAGCUAUAUUUAUCAAAAUGUCUGUGGUAUCUUCAAGAAUUAGCAGUGUGUCAUCUAUAAUAAAAGCUACUGGGAUUAGAACGCAACUCAACAAACAAUACAACAGAAUACAGUACUUGAAAUUGCCUAAAGAUAUUAAAAGUAUAUUAUAUAAUUUUAAUACAGAUAAUGGACUUAAAGAAUAUGAAAAAUUGAUACAUUCACUUAAAGAGGAUGCUAUAAAGGAUAAUGAUUUAGCAGAAUUUUUAUCUGAAGCAAGACAAUGCGUAUCUUUAUUAGAUAUUAGAUACGAUUGGUUUAUUCAAAUUCUUCUUCGGAUUCAAUGGACAACUAAAUCAUCAGAACUGAUUUCUGCUUAUAAACUCUUUUUACAAGACUUAGUGUGUAUGCAAACAGUCUAUAUAAAAACUGUAAUAAAUUCUUUGAUUCAGUUGUUUAAAUCAGUUGAAGAUAACAAUGCAGAACGUAAGCCUGGAGAGUUUAAAGAUGAAGAUAUAGAAAAGCUAAAUCAUAUACAUGACAUAUUACAUAAAAUUUUGGAAGUAGUACCAAUGUCAAGCCAAGUUUUACUACAAUCUCUGUCAUCACAAUUUCCAUAUAUUGCACAUGGCACUUGUACACAUGAAAUUUAUAUGUAUGCAUUAUUACAAAUAUUAAAUUAUGCACCUCAACUUAGAUCAGACAUUCUAUCCUUAAUUAUUAAUAGGUUGACAAUAUUAGAUGUCAAUAUACCUCGUAAAGAAGGAAGUGAUGAUGAAACAGAUGAUGUAAUGGACGAUUGUAUUAAUGAAACAGUUGACGAUGACGAUCCGACAACAGUAAAUAAUGACGUAGACAAAAUAAAAAAUGACCCUUUAAUUAUGCAUACAAUGGACACGUGCAUGGAAUUAUUUUUUAAGUACAUGCACGAGUUCUGUUUUGUAAAUGGCGUUCUACAGAUAGAAUCCCUGAAAAUAUUAUACGUCGAUAUUUUACGAACAUUCGAAACAGUAAUAUUACCUACGCACGCCAGUCAAUAUGUGCAAUAUAUCAUGUUCUACAUUUGCAGCUUCAAAGCCAUAGUUGCGGAGACUUUCACAGAUUGGUUAUGGUGUAAAGUAAUCGAUCCAAAUGUAGCGCCAGUUCUACGGCAAUCGGCUGUUUGUUACAUUUCUAGCUUACUCGCUACCGCAUCAUUUAUUUCUUCUGGAUUAGUGAAGCUGACAAUGUCCAAAUUGAUAACAUGGAUACACAAUUAUAUUAAUAUACAAGAAUAUUUAAAAUAUAUCGAUGAUGAUACGAAACGACAUGCCGUGUUUUACUCCGUGUGUCAAGCUUUCUUUCAUUUAUUUAUCGCGAGACAUAAAGAAUUUGUUAAUUCAAAAAAUGGUAUAUUAUUUCUUCAAGAACUGGAUAUACCAAGGAUCGUUACUUGUAGAUUAAACCCUUUAAAAAUAUGCAAUUCUAAGAUAGUUUAUAGUUUUGCAAAGAUUACAAACACAUAUCAACUUGCUUAUUGUUAUACUAGAAUUGAAAACAAUGAACGCAAUCAAUUGCCUACUUUUGGAAUGAAAACCCAUUUGCCUGUUUUACUUUCUAAUUUUUUCCUCUUUGAAUCUUAUACAUUACAUCAUAGCAGACCGAGAAUAGUUUCCCUAUUUCAUAGUAAUGUAGCAAAUGUAGAUAGUCGUUCGAUUAAAAAAUACGAAUAAAAACAUAAAAAUAAAUUAUGGUGUU